Molecule: messenger RNA, 2306 nt
Organism: Cololabis saira (Pacific saury)
Lineage: Eukaryota; Metazoa; Chordata; Actinopteri; Beloniformes; Belonidae
Product: AN1-type zinc finger protein 5-like
Exons: 6
Coding region: 239-919 (226 amino acids)
Molecular function (GO): DNA binding; zinc ion binding
Source: RefSeq, a predicted model, not a curated record
UUCCGUGACGUUCACCGGAAACAGAGACUGAAACACAAACCAACAAGCAGCAGAGCCCGGAGCCCGGAGGAGGACGUGGAUCAGACCAGAGAGGCAGGAGUUGAUGGAAACAUAAGCUGGACCAGGUGCAGGUACCGACCCCCCUAGACGACCCUAGUCCAGCCAGGUCCUCCUGCAGCACCGGUACCAACCCCCCCUCACACCGAGCAGGUAAACUCAGUUGCUGGCAGACAUCGCUAUGGCCCAGGAGACCAAUCAAAGCCCAAUUCCCAUGCUCUGUGCAACAGGCUGUGGUUUCUAUGGCAACCCCAGGACUAAUGGCAUGUGUUCUGUGUGCCAUAAGGAGCACAUAUCAAGACAGAACAAUGGAGGACUUAGUUCUUUGGGUGCCGUAGGCACCAGCAGUAGCUCCACAGCUGAAGUUUCUGCCAUGCAGAGGUUGGAGGCCACUUUGAAUAAUGCUGCUGCAGCUGCAGCUGCUGCUGCAGAGGCGGCAGCUGAAGCGGCAGCUGAAGCUGCUUCUUCUGAUGCUUCCAUUACAGAUACUCUCAGUGGGAUCUCUGUAACACAACAAAUGACUGAAAUGAGUCUCUCAUCUGAGGAGAAAGGAGCAUCAGGAAGUAAAGUAAACGUCACAGAGCCAGUAAGUCAGCCUGUUUCCUUGUUAGUCCAUCCCUCCACUGCUGGCAGUGAAGAAGUCAAGCUCCCAGAGCCCUCAAAACCCAAGAAGAACCGUUGCUUUAUGUGUCGCAAAAAGGUUGGCCUGACAGGUUUUGGCUGUCGCUGUGGGAAUCUGUUCUGUGGAAUACACCGUUACUCUGAUAAGCACAACUGUCCGUACGACUACAAAUCUGAAGCUGCUGCCAAGAUUCGCAAAGAGAACCCCAUGAUAGUUGCUGAUAAGAUCCAGAGAAUAUGAUUCUGUUAGACUAUGAAUAUCCAGAGCAAUCAGCUUUUCAAAAUGGACCUGAGCCCAGCCUGCCGUCUUUUUGUUUAGUUUCUUUUCUUUACCCCUUGUCACACAUUUGGGAAUUAUCCUUCCAGUUAAUUACAGUAAUCCCUCGUUUUUCUCAAAGGUCACGUUCUAAAAAGAACCUGUGAUUGGUGAAAUCCAUGGGAUAACUAAUAUUAAUUAUUUCAGUGUACGCAUUUGUUUUUUUUGUGUGAAUCUAAAACUUUUGAAGCAUUGUUGUGAACAAAGAAAUACUGUGUAUGUGGAUGGAGUGGAGUGCUUCUAUGUCAUGUGGCUUGACUAAAGGAGGUUGCUGCAGAACACAUCAUUGUCCUAAUAAUGUUGUUAGUGGCCGCCCAGUCUGUGUGAGUUUUUUUUUUUUUUUUCUUCCCCCUCCUCCCCUGAAAUUGCUUGAAUAACUUGACGCUUCAACCCCGUUUGGAUUCUGACUGUUCCUGCUGUUGGCUCACGUUGAGAUCUCAGCUGUGCUUGCUCUCUGCUGGCUUGAGUAGCAAAGUGGAUACUUCUUUCAUCUUCCUUUUUAAAGGUCAGAGUUUAACCAUCCUGCCUUGUUACUUUGUAGUUCUAAAAUGCUUGUCUGUGCCGCUGGGAUUCUGAUCACCGUCAACCAUCAACUCAGACACAUCUUAAGACUUUAAUGGCCUUUGCUCUUUGGGCCAUAUUCUUUUCCCCUACUGGAGUGUGUACUGCACUUGAAAAACAGUAGAUGGGGAGAAAAAAAAAAUAUAUAUAUUUUUUUCCUGCCAUUGGACAUGAGUUGAUGCUGUGACCCUCUCAUUGCAACUGUUUGGAUGUUUUUGUUUUGUUUUGUUUUUUGAAUAACCGUCCUCUGAAGUCUCACGAAGAUACCGAUCCCUGACUUUUGGAUUCUGUAAUGUUUUGUUGGGGUUUGAAAAAAAACAAACUUAUUUAAACCUUCAUUAUACUUUUCAGAACAAUGCUGACUUCUGUUGGAUGUUUAAUGACAUGUAGCUUUAGGAACUGGUUUGUUGUCACUAACAUUUUCCUGUUUCACUUCACUAUUGAAUUUUUGUUUUUGUUUUUUAACGUAAUAAUCAGUUUUUGGGGUGCCCAACUGUUUGGGGAGAAUAGCUGGUGGAGGAAUAUUCUUUGAGCCUACCUGCUUGUGUGGUGCAGUAACUUAGUGUGAACUGUGUUGGUAGGUUUUCUAGUUUUCUUUCUUUUCAAUGCCUUUUUUUUUUUUUUUCUCCGUAACAGCCCGUUUAGUUAUGCAAGUUUGUACAAACUUUUAUUUAUAUACUGCAGUGUGUGUGUGUGUGUGUGUGUGUGUGUGUAAUCUGAUGAUUAACUGUAAAUAAAUUAUGGUCAAAAA